AUGCAGCGCUACGAAUUCGCCCACGAGCCUCGCGCCAGCCCCGAAGCUAUCGUCGGCGGACGAGCGACCGACAGUUAUCGCUUCACUGUGCUGGCCGAUGGGCUGCUGCGAUACGAAUGGGCGACUGACGGCCAGUUCGAGGACCGCGCCUCGGUCUUUGCCAUCAAUCGCCGUCUGCCAGUGCCCGAGUUUCGCGUCAAGGAGACCGAUGAGAGCCUGCAGAUCAUCACCAGCCGCUUCCAUCUGACUUACAAUAAGCAGGCGUUUGCGUCAAGCGGGCUUCAUGUCGUCGUCAAGGGCAACUUUCACUGCCACGGCAGUCUUUGGCGUUACGGAGAGACAUAUGCGGAUUUGGGAGGCACAGCGCGUACGCUUGAUGAAGCCAACGGACGGAUUCUUCUAGAACCGGGCAUCAUGGCCCGUGGUGGCUUUGCUAGCCUGGACGAUUCGGAGUCCAUGCUGUUUGACGAGGACCGAUGGGUCACUGUUCGACGGCCAGGCGGCGAUCGCGUAGAUGGUUACCUCUUCGCCUAUGGACACGACUUUCGCGAUGCCAUUAAAGCUUUCUAUGCCCUCUCCGGUCCACAGCCGCUGCUUCCACGAUGGGCGAUGGGCAACUGGUGGAGUCGAUACUAUGCAUACAGCGCGGAGGAAUACCUGAAGCUCGUGGACCGCUUCCAAUCCAAGGGAAUUCCGCUGUCUGUUGCAGUCCUCGAUAUGGACUGGCAUUUGGUCGACGACCCUCGCAUUGCUGCCACUGGCGUCACGGGCUGGACGGGGUAUACCUGGAACAAAAAGCUGUUCCCUGAUCCAUCGGCGUUCCUCGCAGAGCUUCACAAGCGCGGUCUGCACACGUCUUUGAACGAUCAUCCAGCUGACGGUGUGCAAAGCUUCGAGGAACCGUAUGAAGAAAUGGCCAAGGCCCUGAACCACGACACCUCGCUCGGCGACGCAAUUCCCUUUGACAUCACUAACCAGGCAUUCCUCGACGCAUACUUUGACAUUCUCCACCGCCGGUUUGAGAAGGAGGGCAUAGAUCUCUGGUGGGUGGACUGGCAGCAGGGGAAACACUCCCGGAUUCCAGGCGUGGAUCCGCUGUGGGUGUUGAACCACUUUCACUUCCUGGAUAGCAAGUUCAAUGGGCAGUUGCCACUCACUUUCUCGCGGUAUGCUGGACCUGGCAGCCACAGAUACCCUGUCGGCUUUUCUGGAGACACGCAUGUGACGUGGGACUCGUUGCAGUUCCAACCCGAAUACACCGCAUCUUCUUCUAAUAUUGGCUUUGGAUGGUGGAGUCACGAUAUCGGUGGCCACAUGCAUGGCGUCAAAGACAACGAGCUUCUGGUGCGCUGGGUUCAGUACGGCACUUUCUCGCCCAUUCUGCGUCUGCACUCGACAAACAACCCGUGGAAUAUCAAAGAGCCGUGGAACCUGCCCGUCCAGUUUGAAGGCGUCAUGUCGGAGUUUCUGCAGCUCAGGCAUCGCCUGGUGCCGUAUUUGUACACAAUGAAUGUGCGCGCCGCAGAGCAGGGGUUGCCUCUGGUCCAGCCUAUGUACUGGGCACAUCCGGAGCGAGAUGAGGCAUACGAAUUCCAAAAUCAGUACCUCUUUGGUUCCGAGCUGGUCGUCGUGCCAGUCACAACACCGGAGAACUCCAAGUCCAAACAAGCCCUGACACGCGCCUGGCUGCCCCCUGGCCGACGACUGGCCGAUAUUAUGACCGGAAUUGUGUACGACAGCGAUCGACCGCUCUGGAUCAGCCGGAAACUGUCUGAAUACCCAGUCUUUGCUCCGGAGGGCUCUAUCAUCCCGCUUGACGCGGAAUCCAGCCCUCGCAACGAUUGUGGUAACCCAGAAAACAUCGAGAUUGUUCUCGUGGUCGGAGCGGACGCGUCUUUCGAGCUGGUGGAAGACAACGGGGUCGGCCAGACAGUUUCUGAUGUCCGGUUUACGCGAACCUUGAUCAAGUUUGAGCAGAACUCUGGCACAUUGACCAUCGGUCCGAGUAUCUCUGCUGCGGAUGCUCCGGAGAAAAGCACUAGGGGGUGGAGUAUUAGGGUGAUUGGACGCUACUCGCUCAAUCAAGAUGUUUCCGUCGAGCAGGGUGGCGCGGCGAAACAAAUGACCGCAGAACUCGCCCACAAUGGAUCGAUUAUCAAUGUUGGCACAUACAGUGCUUCUGAAGCUCUCGUUGUGAACUUGGGCAGUGCUGAUCCCCAGCUCGACAUUUUCAACCCGCACGAGCGUAUUAUGCAGUUCCUGCGUGAGGCGUAUAUUGAACUAGACUUGAAGGAGAAGAUUAUUGCUAUAUUGGACCGGAAGAGACCAGUCGGUGUGACCGUUGGAGAAUUGCAUUCUCUCGGAUUAGACGACGCCGUAUUAUACCCUUUGCUAGAAUGUCUUUUGGCGGAUUCGCGUUCUACUGCGUAG
This is a messenger RNA of Talaromyces rugulosus, 2430 nucleotides long. RefSeq lists its product as uncharacterized. Gene Ontology annotation, molecular function: alpha-glucosidase activity. NCBI's taxonomy places the organism in Eukaryota, Fungi, Ascomycota, Eurotiomycetes, Eurotiales, Trichocomaceae. Bases 1 to 2430 code for a protein of 809 amino acids. The record is from RefSeq and is a predicted model, not a curated record. Gene Ontology annotation, biological process: carbohydrate metabolic process; N-glycan processing. The transcript has a single exon.